This is a messenger RNA of Erigeron canadensis, 1678 nucleotides long. Its product is annotated as WD repeat-containing protein WRAP73. The record is from RefSeq and is a predicted model, not a curated record. Gene Ontology annotation, biological process: microtubule anchoring at mitotic spindle pole body; protein localization to mitotic spindle pole body; mitotic sister chromatid segregation. Gene Ontology annotation, molecular function: protein binding. Lineage: Eukaryota; Viridiplantae; Streptophyta; Magnoliopsida; Asterales; Asteraceae. Bases 134 to 1519 code for a protein of 461 amino acids. The transcript is spliced from 6 exons. Gene Ontology annotation, cellular component: MWP complex; mitotic spindle; microtubule organizing center.
CGAGUUUCAAAUUUGAAACCACCCAACACAACAAACCCAUCAAUAAUAACUUUCACAACCCCAUCAUCUCCCAGAUCUACCAAUUUCCCAUUUAUACUCUCAACAUUUUAUAUACAUGAUUAUAUGAUAUAAGAUGGAAUUUACAGAAGCAUUUAAGCAAAGUGGUACAUGUUGUUUCUCUCCGAAUUCUCGUUACCUCGCUGUUGCUGUUGAUUAUCGUCUUGUCAUUCGAGAUGUUUUGUCCUUUAAGGUUAUACAAUUAUUUUCUUGUAUGGACAAGAUUAGCUAUAUCGAAUGGGCUCUCGAUUCUGAAUACAUACUAUGUGGACUUUACAAGAAGCCGAUGAUACAAGCAUGGUCAUUGGCACAACCUGAAUGGACAUGCAAAAUUGAUGAAGGUCCAGCAGGGAUUGCUUAUGCCAGGUGGAGCCCAGACAGUCGCCAUAUACUCACUACAUCAGAGUUCCAACUCCGGCUAACCGUUUGGUCACUAUUAAAUACAGCAUGUAUCCACGUGCAAUGGCCAAAACAUUCUUCUAAAGGGGUAUCUUUCACCAAAGAUGGGAGUUUUGCUGCCAUAUGUACUAGGCGUGAUUGCAAAGAUUAUGUGAACCUAAUAUCUUGUCAAUCGUGGGAAAUAAUGGGUGUUUUUGCUGUUGAUACAUUAGAUCUUGCUGAUGUUGAAUGGUCGCCAGAUGAUACAGCAAUUGUGAUAUGGGAUUCACCUCUUGAAUAUAAGGUUCUGAUAUACUCUAUAGAUGGAAGGUGUUUAUCGAAAUAUCAAGCCUAUGAAAGUGGACUGGGUGUAAAAAGUGUUUCUUGGUCCCCAAAUGGCCAGUCUUUAGCAGUUGGUAGUUAUGAUCAGAUGUUAAGAGUUCUAAAUCACUUAACCUGGAAAGUUUUUGCAGAGUUUAUGCAUCUAUCUACUCUUAGAGCUCCAUGUUCUGCUGCCGUGUUCAAGGAGGUGGAUGAGCCCUUACAGCUUGAUAUGUCAGACUUGUCUUUAACGGAUGAUUUUACGCAACAGAAUUCUGAAUUUGGUCCACAAGGACUCGUUGAUGUUAGAUAUGAUAUCAUGGAUUUACCAAUCACCUUGCCUUUUCAAAAGCCUCCUGCUGACAAGCCAAACCCUAAGCAAGGAAUUGGCAUCAUGUCAUGGAGCAAAGACAGCCAAUAUAUCUGUACUCGCAACGACAGCAUGCCGACUGUUUUAUGGAUAUGGGACAUGAACCAUCUAGAACUUGCUGCCAUUUUGGUUCAGAAAGACCCUAUUCGAACAGCAGCCUGGGACCCAACAUGCACUAGACUCGUUUUAUGCACCGGGACCCCGCACUUAUACAUGUGGACCCCAUCUGGCGCUUACUGUGUAAAUGUUCCACUACCACAGUUCUCAGUGAUGGAUCUAAAGUGGGAUUUUGAUGGCUGUUGCCUUCUACUCAAGGAUAAAGACGUGUUUUGUUGUGCUACUGUUCCCAUGUUACCCGAUGACUCUAACAGUGAUUAUAGUUCAGAUGAUUGAGGCAAUGUUCGUAGAGUUUAGAGUUAGUUUUGUGUAUGUAAUAUUAUCAAAUAGUACCUAGAUGCUGAUAUAUAUUCUUAAGAUGUCCAAAGACACUUGUCCUAAAAUCUCGUGUGUAUUGUCAUUUUACUUAUUUGAAAAGAGAUAUGUGACAUGGAA